Molecule: messenger RNA, 3375 nt
Organism: Cottoperca gobio
Lineage: Eukaryota; Metazoa; Chordata; Actinopteri; Perciformes; Bovichtidae
Gene: hlcs
Product: holocarboxylase synthetase (biotin-(proprionyl-CoA-carboxylase (ATP-hydrolysing)) ligase)
Exons: 11
Coding region: 171-2918 (915 amino acids)
Biological process (GO): protein modification process
Cellular component (GO): cytoplasm
Molecular function (GO): biotin--[biotin carboxyl-carrier protein] ligase activity
Source: RefSeq, a predicted model, not a curated record
ACUCCAGCAUAGGUGGCGGUAAUGCGCCUGGACGCUUGUUACUACGCGCCUUUAGAUAAAGACGAGGCAGUCGUAGCUGUUAGCUUGACAGCUAAGUUGGACAGUUGUGUUGUGUCUCUGUGAACAAGGUCAUGUUACAUGGCGAGUAGCACGGUCACCAUGCUUUGUGUAUGCUGGCUAAGAUGUUAAUAACGUUGUGCUACGUCUAUCUGUGGGUGCGCUUUCACAAGUGCUACUCGGUGCUGAUCCGCGACAGCCUGUCCAGACUGAACAGCAGCAGCUUCAGCUUCAGACUCUGCUCCAGCUCGGCCUCAGCACCAGCCUCAGCAUCGCCGGCUGGACGCCACACAGCCGCACGCCGGCAGCCCAGUCCGCCUCCACACGAGGACAACGUCUUCCUUCAGCUGGGAGACAAGGCUGUCUAUGUCACGGAGCCUCAGGCAUGUGAUGACCUCAGCAAAUGGACUGUCCUGUUGGGCUCCUCUCUGGUUUGUGGUCCACGAAUUGAGAAUAUUUCAUUCAUCAUAGAAGCUACAGGACACAGAGUGGGCUACCAUUCUCCUCACACAUCGAAUAAGAAAGUGCUGAAGUGGUCUGACUACUGUCUUCCUCUGGCCUGUAGCCCUGGACAGCCUUUCAGGGCGGUGGCUCAGGCCAGUGUCGAGAACUUCAGUCGGCUGGGAGUGGCUUUUAUCGAAGAUCGCCUUCAGCUGGACAAUGGACUUAUGCCUUCAAAGAUAAUCCCUGUCCUCCUCCAAGAGUCCACUCUCAGUGAACUGUUGAAGAAGCAGUGUCCAAAGACUGAGACCUCCCUCUGUCACCUGUCAGCUGACCAGCAGCUGCUACAGUGCCGCAAAGGCAGCCUUCUCCUCACCCCGGAAGUAAAGAGGAGGUUAGAGGAGCGGCGAGGAUCGGAGCCGCUCCGCAGCACCAAGGAUCUGGGACCUGUUUGUGACUCGGAGGACCACUCCCUGGGGAAUCAUCACCACAUGGAGGGCCAUAGACACCACCUGCAUCUGUCCAGCUGCCACGAGUGUUUGGAGCUGGAGAACAGCACCAUCCUUUCUGUCAAAUACGCCUCAGCUGAGAACAUUCCAGACCUUCCUGACGAUAACUCAGUACGGCUGGAUAGUGGAGAUGAGACUCUGGAUGAUAUUGAGCAUGAUGCCAAAGGUUUUUCUGGGCAAAGUGAUGGAUUUGACUGUAAUAACAAACCUCCAAAUAUUCUGCUGUACACGGGUGGUUGCCAAGAACGUUUUCAAGCAGUUCGUCAGCUUUUAUCAGAGUGCAUAGACUUGGAAAACAACAUAAUAUAUCCCCUCCAACCACAGCAGGCUCUGAGCGACCCCUGGCUGGACAACACCAGGCUCCUGGUACUGGCAGAGGAGGAAACCCUGACACCCCAACUUCAGACCCGUUUUCUUACCUACCUGAGCCAGGGUGGCAGGGUCCUGGGGCUGGCUUCCACACUGUGCCCUGCAGGCCUCUGUCUGGAAGUCAGGGAGAGGCGCCGUGGGCAGGUCAGCAGGCUGAGCUUCACCAGGGAGGACUGCACAGAGCUUGAACUGAGCGUGUUGGCGAGUGAGAGGGUUUACACCAGAGAUACUCAGGGAGGAGGGGAAGUGGAGCUCUGGGGAGAGCUGAAGGGGGACGUCCCUCAUCAGAGGGAUAUGGUUGUAGUCAGGGUAACCCACGGAGGGGAUGGCGGGGAAGCUGUCCUCUGUCAGGCCCACCUGGAAAUUGCUCCCGACUCCCAGAAUUUAACACCCGAAGGUUUUGAUGAACUGAAGGUCAGCAAUGUGCUGCGUCAUGAAGUCUUGACAGAGAUCCUCAUCUCUCUUGGCCUCAGCUGUGAGCUGAACCAGACUCCAGCCCCAAGCCCAGUGCACCUGCUGGCCACCUCUCAGGAGACUAAGGCCAGCUUCCUGACUUGGCUGCAGACACAUGCAGAUCAAAAUGGCCUCCUCACAUUGUCCAAGGCCUCCCUCGCACUGGUGUCCUGUUCUGAGCUGCAGGAUGGUCCUUCGCUGCCUGAGGGUUCUCUGGCCCUGGUCACCAACUCUUCAGAGUCCCAGAGCUGGCCGCAGUUCAGUAUGGAGAUCUACAGCAAGAACCUGAAGAGCAGCCUCCUGGGACACACCCUGCUGUACGCUGAGGUCCUCACGUCUACCAUGGACCUGAUGCAAGGACUGACUCUGCACUUACCAAAGGAUGUGGGUUUAAUUGCAGUCGCUGCUCGACAAAGUCGGGGCAGAGGUCGAGGCGGGAACGCCUGGCUCAGCCCUCUGGGAUGUGCCAUGUUCACUCUGACGCUCCAGGUUGAGCUGAGCUCCAGGCUCGGACAGAGGAUUCCCUUCCUGCAGCAUCUGGCUGCUCUGGCGGUGGUGGAGGCUGUUCGCACACUUCCUGGAUACCAGGACAUAGACCUGAGGGUGAAGUGGCCCAACGACAUCUAUUACGGUCACCUGAUGAAGCUCGGGGGAGUGCUGGUGACGUCCACUGUAAUAGGAUCAACGUUUCAUCUGCUCAUAGGCUGUGGGUUCAACGUGACAAACAGCAACCCAACAGUGUGCAUCAAUGACCUGAUCCAGCAGUACAACCUGAGGCAUAACUGCAGCCUGCAGCUGCUCAGCUGUGACCAGCUCAUCGCUCGCUCUGUCAGCUUCCUGGAGGCCCUCAUCAGCAGCUUCCAACAGGGGGGCCCAGACGCCGUCCUGCCCACCUACUACAAGAGAUGGCUUCACAGCGGGACGCGGGUGCAUCUCUGGAGCGAGGACGGACUGGAGGCUGAGGUGGUGGGUCUGGAUCACAAUGGCUUCCUCCAAGUGCACAACAAGGAGCAGGGCGUGGUCUCAGUGGAGCCGGAUGGGAACUCCUUCGACAUGCUGAAGAACCUGGUGGUCAUCAAGCAGCGUUAGGACCAAAGACAGAAUAAUCGUCUGUCAAUAGACUGAUCCAAUAACGGAGUCAUUUAGGAACAUGUUAUGUAACUAUAUUAAUGUAUCCAUGUUUUCUAAUUGAUUAAUACAUCACUAAAUAUAUUCCUGGUUUACAGUGGGAGUAUUGUGUAGCUUCUUCUUAUGUUAACCUGACAUGCAUUCGAACUAGUGGGGCUAAUUUGUUGGAAGAUCUACAGUGAUGGUAAGUGGGUCACAAGGCAGCUACAGGAAGUAAUAUCUGCAUCAGUGGUGGCUCACUGGCACAUACAGUUGGAAUAGGACCUGCUGAUUUGGGACCACCAGUUCAAACCAUUGUCUAACAACUUGUGCUACUUUCUGGGAGCAAUCCACCUUGUACCCCUCAUCUGAGGUUACAUAUGAACAGUGGUCAUUGCAGCUGUUGCCCAUUUGACCAAAAUAAAGAUUUCCACAGACA